Molecule: messenger RNA, 1446 nt
Organism: Colletotrichum truncatum
Lineage: Eukaryota; Fungi; Ascomycota; Sordariomycetes; Glomerellales; Glomerellaceae
Source: RefSeq, a predicted model, not a curated record
AUGGAAGUGACACGGAAUAUUCUACGGAGGCGAAUUGUGCGCCGUCCGCGCUAUCAACGCGACGACUUGCGCAUCGAGAUUCGAGACGACUCAUCUGACGACGAAGACUCACCCUCGCCCACAAACUCAUCUUUCCCGCCCGGUGUCAGCAAGACUCACUCACCAAAGACGAAAACGGAGUCUCCCACGCUCCCUCCGCAACCCCCGCCGCCCGUCCUCAAUCCCGCCAACCCUACUGAUGUUGAGACGACGACCACGGCAACAAGUUCAUCAAGUACGCAGUCCUUGGAGCCCACUUUCACGCCCAGUCAACCAUUACGCGAACAACCUCGGCCAACUGCUCUCCCGCCUGUCCUCAGCACCACCGAGUCGUCCAGUAGCACCACGAGCUUCUCAACCCCCACUGCUCUCCCGAAUAGCAGGUUCACAACUACUCUCGCGCCCAUGCCGACUGGAGGUACGACGAAGGGUGGCAGUGAAGCCGGUCUAGGAAACGACAGGUCGUCAGAUGUAGGUUGGACGCCUACAGCAAUUGCAUUUGGAACAAUCGCUAUAGCGGCUUUGUUCCUGUGCAUAGGAUGGGGGCUUUGGUGGUUCAUCAGGUAUCGAAAACGUCGUCAAGCAAGACAAAUGUAUGAUCGGUCAAUGUCGCCAGGAAGCGCAAUCUGGAACCCCGCAUCCACCUUCUCGCCUCCGACCAUGCCGUCACGCAGGGCGCCCUCCAGCAUCAUGGCCGAGCUCAUGGGCGCCGCCUAUGCCGCGGAGAACGGCAACGCCGGGUACGGCCCCGACCGGAACUCCCUCACGCCGCAGGGCUACCUCGACGAGAAGACGUACGACCCUUCGCGCCAGCUGCCCAUCCUCGAGCCCGCGCCCGUCCACCAGCCCAACGUCCGCAACUCCAUCGCCAGCUGGAUCCGCCGCCACCACCCGCUCAAACUGAACCCCCUCUCCGGCCGCAGCAGCGUCUACUCUACUCGCACCAUCGGCGCGAGCGCCCAGGACGUCAAUGCCCCUCCCGUCCCCGCCGUCCCGGAUACCUACAGAUCGCCUAGCCAGCAAGCCGGCGAUGCAGCGCCGCAAACUACAAAUCGACAAGCGGUUUCCAGCAGGUAUGGAACUGAGAACCAGUCAGAGUACGGCACCAACUCGAUUCUGUCGCUGUAUGAGAGCGCGCAGCGGGAGCAGCAGCAGCAGCAGCAGCAGCAGCAGCAGAAGCAGCCAGGACAACAACCCCCGGAGCCCCUCUGGUUGCAGACACCCUCGCCUCUAAUGCACGGCGACCGCGGCGUCUCCAUGGCGCCGACAGAGGCCUCCGCAAGAACCGAGAGUACCUGGCGCAGCUGGGGUGCCGGCGUGACGCAACCCCGCGAGCAUGCGCCGCCGCCUCAGACGCCUCGACGGGGGUGGAUUGAGAAGUGUAUCAAGUUUGGAGGUUUGAAAUAA